Messenger RNA from Halteromyces radiatus, 1195 nucleotides. Its product is annotated as Vta1 like-domain-containing protein. NCBI's taxonomy places the organism in Eukaryota, Fungi, Mucoromycota, Mucoromycetes, Mucorales, Cunninghamellaceae. Gene Ontology annotation, cellular component: multivesicular body. Gene Ontology annotation, biological process: late endosome to vacuole transport via multivesicular body sorting pathway. The transcript has 5 exons. The record is from RefSeq and is a predicted model, not a curated record. Bases 48 to 1145 code for a protein of 365 amino acids.
CUUUUCCUCUUUCUUUCUUCACUUUGAGUAUACAUUUUGAAUAGAAAAUGGAAAUACCCGAAGAACUUAAAUACUUGGCGCCUUAUAUUCAACGUGGACAAGAACUCGAUAAUAGGGAACCGAUAGUGGCAUACUACGCUUACUAUUAUGCUGUCAAAUUAGCUAUUAGUCGAGGACCAAGUAAUAAAACUACCAAUGCAUACCUUUCACAAUUAUUGGAUUCCUUGGAAGUGAAAAAACAAGCUCUAGGGUCAGAUAAUGAAGCUAUCAAAGAUGAUUUGGUUGGUUACGCUCAUGUUGAAAACUUCGCUCUCAAGGUAUUCUUGAAUGCUGAUAAUGAAGAUCGAGCUGGACGCGCAACAAAGAAAACUGCCAAGACUUUCUUGGCCGCAUCUGUAUUUCUGGAAAUAUUGAAGACAUUCGGUGAUCUUGAUACUGAGGUUGAAGGUAAAAUCAAAUAUGCAAAAUGGAAGGCUGCCGAUAUUAUCAAAGCUUUACGUGAAGGACGUGUCCCUGCUCCUGGCGCUCCUGGUGAACAAGAAAAUGAAUCAAACGAUGUAGUGAUGACUGAACCCACAAUGACAAGAAUAAGCGAUGCAGAUGUAAAUGAAUCACAACAAGCAACUUCACCACAACCAGCGUGCGUUCCUCCUUCAAUUUCUGAUUUCCCUAGUCCUCCUUCGAAUUAUACAGCUCCUUUACCAUCUUCUUCUCCAUAUCAAGGCGAUUCCAGUGGUAUCCUUCAGCCCUCUCCAACAUCACCAUCCAGUACUACUGCAUCAACGACUCAUCAUCACCACCCUCAACCACCUCCUUCUUCUGAUGUUACCGCAAAGGCACCUUCUCCUAGCCAAUCCUUUAGUGCUACCCAAUCUUCGACUCAUACACAGCAUCUGGAACCAGCUCCUCAGCCCAAGACAAUCUUGACACCAUCAUCAUCUAUUCCUCAACCAGCAAAUAUAUCAACUGUUACCCCAUCUGCAACAACAACGACGGUUGGAAAUACGGAAAUUGCUUCUGCGCAAAAGCACGCUAAAUGGGCCAUCAGUGCUUUGAACUAUGAAGAUAUCAACACAGCUCGAUUACAAUUAUUGAAUGCAUUAAAUGAUCUUGGUUAUAAUUCGCAGAACAACUUUGGAUAUUGAGAUGAUUGAUUUUUGUGUAUUACUUACCCUUUUCUUAUGUUAGUUUUAGU